Dipodomys ordii (Ord's kangaroo rat) is the source of this 1262-nucleotide messenger RNA. RefSeq names its product baculoviral IAP repeat containing 7 (gene Birc7). Gene Ontology annotation, biological process: positive regulation of protein ubiquitination; regulation of cell cycle; negative regulation of apoptotic process. The record is from RefSeq and is a predicted model, not a curated record. Gene Ontology annotation, cellular component: cytoplasm; nucleus. Bases 1 to 1179 code for a protein of 392 amino acids. Gene Ontology annotation, molecular function: cysteine-type endopeptidase inhibitor activity involved in apoptotic process; ubiquitin protein ligase activity. The transcript has 10 exons. Lineage: Eukaryota; Metazoa; Chordata; Mammalia; Rodentia; Heteromyidae.
AUGCGGGCCAGUCCGACCCCCAGGCCAGAGGACCUGAAGUUCAGGAGGUUCUGCAAGCUGGGCAGGCCUCUAGACCUGGUCAGAGCUCACAUUCUCCCCAUGGGGCCCAAGGGCAGGGCAAAGUGCCAGCGCUGUGGGCAGGAGCUGAGCCCUCGGGCAGCCUGUCCCAGCACCAGGCAGGAGAGCCAGGGACCCCACCGUCUGUGCCGUGGUGACCUGAGCCAGGACCGUGUGGAUGGGCAGAUUCUGGGCCAGCUGCGCCCCCUGACAGACGAAGAGGAGGAGGGGGCCGGGGCUACCUCGCCCCAGGGGCCUGCCUUUCCGGAGAUGAGCUCAGAGGAGCUGCGGCUGGCCUCCUUCUAUGACUGGCCAUCAACUACCAGCGUUCAGCCUGAGCUGCUGGCUGCCGCCGGCUUCUUCCACACUGGGUCACCUGAAAACGUGGGCACGUGGGGGAGGGGCUUGUUCUGGCCCUGGUGCGAUCUUGACGUGGGGGAGGGGGGUCGGCAGACUCGGUGGUGGCACCUGGAUCUGGCCCUGCAGAUCCAUGCCCCUCACGAGUCCCCAGAGUGCUUGGUGACAGCCUUCCAUGCCCAGGAGGUGCCAUUCUCUCGACCUUCCACGCCCAGGCUGGUACCCGCCCCUGACUCGAGACACAGCCACUUGAAUGACCAUCCUGGUCUCCGUGUGGGCUGCUCCUUGCCCAUGGCCAGAGGCCGUGUGCUCUUCCUGACGGAGGGAGAAGGUGCUGUGGACAGCCCUGCUACACUCAUUGGGCCUCUGCAAAGGUGCCGGUUCCUGCUCUGGUCUAAAGGAAGAGGCUUCAUCCACAGUGUCCAGGAGGCCUGGGCCCCCCUGCUCCGCCCCUGGGACCGAUGGGAAGAUCCAGAAGAUAUGGCCCCUGUGGCACCCUCAGGUCCUGUCCACAGAGACCCUGACCCUGAGCCCAGAGGAGAGAUCCAGCCUGAAUGUGCCAGAGAGCCCGGAAUCCGGGAUGCAGAAGAGCAGCUGCGGCGACUCCAGGAAGAGAGGAUGUGCAAGGUGUGCCUGGACCGUGCCGUGUCCGUUGUUUUCGUUCCCUGUGGCCACCUGGUCUGUGCUGACUGUGCCCCCAGCCUGCAGCAGUGCCCCAUCUGCAGGGCCGCCAUCAGCAGCUGCGUGCGCACCUUCCUGUCCUAGGCCAGGCACUGUGCCCCCAAGCAGGUACCAGGCCUGCCUCUACCUUUCCCCAGCUCUCGGUGCGUCUGCAAAGGAUGCUGAGU